GCAGCACUGCUACGUAUCGUUAAGCAAACAAAACAAAUUUAGCUGCCGCAACAAGUAGAUUUGAUUUGAAACCAGUGAAAAGAAGGUUUAUUAUGUCGCUCUCCCGCCUGAACACUCUGAUGAAACUAACGCCCAAGCCCACGGCCAUCGGAUCCCUUAAGAUGCAGAGAAACCUUUCCGCCCUCCCGGAAUCCGGACCCACCGGCUCUUUCAAGACGCUGGCCGUCAGUUCGCCCAAGCCGUUCGUCUUUCAUGUGGAGCUCCAUCGGCCCAGCAAGUUCAACGCCAUAAGCAAGCAGAUGUGGCUGGAGAUCAAGGAGUGCUUCGACGGACUGGCCACUAAUCCCGACUGCCGGGCUAUCGUUUUGUCCGCCUCCGGAAAGCACUUCACCGCCGGCAUCGACCUCAACGACAUGAUAAACGUGGGCCAAACGCUGGCCGAGACCGAUGACUACGCCCGCAAGGGCGUCUCCAUGGAGCGAAUGAUCAAGGUGUACCAGGACUCAAUCAGCAGCCUGGAGCACUGCCCCAAGCCGGUCAUCACGGCGGUGCACAAGGCGUGCAUCGGCGCCGGCGUGGACCUGAUUACCGCCGCCGACAUUCGCUACUGCACCGAGGACGCCUUUUUCCAGGUCAAGGAGGUGGACAUCGGCAUGGCCGCCGACGUGGGCACCCUGCAGCGUCUGCCCAAGGCAGUGGGCAGUCAGUCCCUCGCCCGCGAGCUGUGCUUCACUGGGCGCAAAUUCGAGGCCGCCGAGGCCCACUCCUCGGGCCUGGUGAGUCGCCUCUUCCCAGACAAGGAUUCCCUGCUGACCGGAGCCCUGGCCGUGGCCGAGCUCAUCGCUAGCAAGAGUCCCGUCGCCGUAAAGACAACCAAGGAGAGCCUCGUGUACUCCCUGGAGCACACCAAUCAAGAGGGCUUGGAUCACAUUCUCCUGCUGAACAAGCUCAACCUGCUGUCGGAGGACUUCGCCCAGGCUGUGGCCGCCCAGUUGACGAAGGACGAUAAGCCAGUGUUCGCCAAGCUGUGAUCGGUAACCUGUAAUAUGUAAUCUGCAAUCUGACAGAAUUUAAAAUGUAUUUGCCAUGUGUGCAUUUAUAAAUACAGCAUCUGCCUUUACUUUAGGACCC
Molecule: messenger RNA, 1131 nt
Organism: Drosophila melanogaster (fruit fly)
Lineage: Eukaryota; Metazoa; Arthropoda; Insecta; Diptera; Drosophilidae
Exons: 4
Coding region: 93-1031 (312 amino acids)
Biological process (GO): fatty acid beta-oxidation
Cellular component (GO): peroxisome; cytoplasm
Molecular function (GO): isomerase activity; delta(3,5)-delta(2,4)-dienoyl-CoA isomerase activity
Source: RefSeq, marked reviewed